Schistosoma guineensis is the source of this 1292-nucleotide messenger RNA. The record is from the annotation of a GenBank genome assembly. NCBI's taxonomy places the organism in Eukaryota, Metazoa, Platyhelminthes, Trematoda, Strigeidida, Schistosomatidae.
GGAAGUUCGAACCCUAUGCAGGUGAGGUGUUUGUAGUGUUCAAAACUUCGAUUACUGUUUAUGUUCAUUCUUACUGCAGUGAAUUAUCUCUUUAAAGAAAUAAUUUACAUCUCGAUAGGAUUAUUAAAAGGCUAGCCCAAGCCGUCAAAGACUUGAGGUUGCUUGGCUGUAUCAGAUCAACAUAUUACAGGAGGUUACUCAAGUUAAAAGCUGAAUUUAUCAAAAAGUAUCACUUAACGAGCAGUGACGAAGAGGACGACAAUUCAGUUAUCGUCACAGAAGUAGGGACCACUGCAGCUACACAGUAGUGUACUAAUAUUGUCUCAGUAAUGAAUUACAGUGGACAGUCUUCUUUUACAUGAUUUAAAAACUUGUUAAGGUUUGACGUCGCCUUCAUUGAUUUCAGUAAAGCUUUUGACAAGGUUCCGCACAACCGGCUGUUAUAUAAGUCAAGAAAAGUCGGGAUUGGAGGCAAUUUAUUGAUGUGGAUAAAAGACUUAGUAGGGCGUCAACAAAGAGUAAGGGUGAACUCAAAGUUAUGUAACUGGGGAACUGUGCUUAGUGGAGUGCCCCAGGGUACAGUUUUGGGGCCAGUGCUAUUGUUCUUGUAUGUUAUUGACCUUCCUUGGCUCCUAUCAUCAUCGGUCUUGCUAUAUGCUGACGAUGUCAAGAUAUGGAAAACGAUACAAUGUAAGAGUGAUAGCUUAGAACUUCAAAAUGACCUAAAGAAGUUAUCUGAAUGGUCUCAAACAUGGCAGUUGCGGAUAAAUACUUCCAAGUGUGUUGUGAUUCAUAUCGGUCAUCAAGGCACAGAUACAUACACGAUGAAUAACACUGAGCUACCUGUCGUCCAGACAUAUAGUGACUUAGGAGUUAUCGUUAGUCAAGACGUAAAGACUACUACACACUGCCGUGCAAUAGCCUCCAAAGGUUUUAGAACGUUAUGGUCAAUACGUAGAGCUUUUAGUCAUGUCGACGCUAAAACCUUUCUAACUUUGUAUACAGUGUUCGUACAUCCUAAACUUGAGUACUGCAUACAAGCGGCUAGCCGCUGCUUAAAAAAGAUAAUGAGCUUCUGGAAAAGGUUCAGAGAACGGCGACUAAGCUGAUUCCCGGAAUAGCGAAGCUUCCAUAUGAAUCUCGACUGGCCAAGCUGAACCUUUUCCCGUUGUCAUAUCGCAGAACUAGAGGCGACUUGAUUACAGUCUACAAAUUGCUUAGUGAUAAAUUUGCACCUGAUAUGCCCUCAUUUUUCUUGUCUUCCGAAACAGAAUUUACGAGGACACUCCAAA